Molecule: messenger RNA, 4431 nt
Organism: Necator americanus (New World hookworm)
Lineage: Eukaryota; Metazoa; Nematoda; Chromadorea; Rhabditida; Ancylostomatidae
Exons: 11
Coding region: 1-4431 (1476 amino acids)
Source: RefSeq, a predicted model, not a curated record
AUGAAGGUAGUGUGGUGGUGCACGUUAACGUUAUGGGUUCGAAUCAUAGACGGUAGCAGUCUCCUGAGCAAGACUAUAAACGCCGAUGGCACGAGAGAAUUCCGCAUCGCAAAACACAUCAAGCACAACACAUGUCUGUGCCAGUGUCGCUGUGUUCCGGAAAAUAUGGAUCUGUUUUCACAAAAACCAGUCAUGGGAGCUGCAUCGGCGGAAUCCGUUGAAAUCGACGACAAAGCGGUCGAGGAAGAGCAGAAGUUAAAGAUGUCAUUGAAAGACGAAAUGGUGACUGUUGGUGCACAACAAAAAACAACAGACACAGUGACCCCGUCAACGUCAAGCCUUGCUUCAGAAAAAAAAGUUGAUAAAACAACUACUACGGUCCUAACAUUUCUUCCAGACACAACGACAGUAUCUAGCCUGAGAUCCACUUCUACUCAGGAAACAACAUCGGACACAGAUGAAGGAUUGAUAACUUCAGACGUUCCAUCACCGUCACGAUCCUCGAAACCUCCGCCAGGAAUAUCUUCAUCUUAUGAGAAUACUACAACGUCGCGGCUUCCUCUCGCAACUGAUGUGGUUACACUGCGAUCAGAAUCAACGACAAGAAGCGAGACGAAUUCGUCCACAUCAGAGCCAUCGACCAGCUCUUCGUUGACAUCUGUUGUAGAACAGUUCAAUUCCUCUUCACAAAUCAAUCUCACUGCACCUAUUUCUUUUUCUACACUCGCUCCCUUGACAAAGAAUGAAGAACAAGAAUCUGACAUCCUUUCCCUUUCUAGCUCUUCAGAAUCUUCUUCUCCAACAACAUCUCCCGUGUCAACCACAGCUGUAAAGGAAAACUCGCAAGUCGUUGUCCAACACUCAAACGAUGAAUCGAAAACAAGUAAGGAAAAUGAUAGGACUAGAGAGCCACUAACAAAAGGAAAUACGACGUCUGGAGCCGCAACAGACACGACAUCUGAAUACACUACUGACACUCUUUUCACCGAGAGCGUCAAUGCAACCUUCUCGAUGUUAGUAUCUACAAUCGCGCCAACCACAACGACUCUCCGAGAGGAACUUCCGAACGAUGAGGUUACAACCUCAAUGAUACCACUAAACACAAAUUUUCCUAAGAAGGGAAACAAUGAAGUUGUCGUCAACGAACUACCCAUCAAAAAACAGGCUACAAUCUUAGCGCGACCAGCCACUGAGUCUCCAGCUAGGGAAGUCAGCGAAGAGCAAAAUUCCAUAGUUUUGCGAACAGAUGUUGUAGAAGGGAAACAAUCUACACGCUCAUUUAUUUCUAGCAACGUAAUCCUUCAGAAGAAAGAUGACAGCAAAACACCAGCAAAUGUUGGAAUUUCGACCUCAACAACAUUCCACACACCGAGUACUGUUCUAGUAGACCACACUAAUUCAGAAACAAGAGAGGACACUGCAAAGUAUACUGAACCGCAUGUCGAUGUCACUACUACUUUACGUAGUACACUAAAUCAUCCUUUAGCUCAAUCAUUCGCAGUUCUGAUUACUACAGAGUCGCCUGAAUCAAGUCAGGAGUCGAGUAGUAGUUCAACAAGAACAUCAGUCAGUUCAGAAGAGACAGAAAUCGCCCUAGACUCGCAGUCAACUACAACUGACUCCGUUAGCUCUCCUAGUGGAUCUAGAAUAAAUUUGGUUCCACGUGAUGGAACCAGUCCAGAGUCACACGAGACAAGUACUGAGCGUACACUUACAACAUCUGGAGCUUCAACAGCUAUACCAGUAACCUCAACAUUUGCAGCUUUCGAAGCAACAGAAAGUAGCUCGGAUUUGAAUGGAUUAUCACAGACUACUGCUGCUAUCUUAAACAGAACAGCAGGUGAUUUUACUGAUGAGGUGUUAGCAGUUGAAAAUGCUACGCGGGUACCAACUCAUACAACUGCAGAAUCUUCGUCGGCAUUGAAUACAUAUCUGUCAUCAACUGUGGAAAUAACGGAUGGACCUGGAACCACUUCCUCUGAGGACUUCACUGAUUCAACAACAAUUUCGUUUAAUGUCGACGCUACAACCAGAUCCUCCUUGCUGAUAACUACUGAGCCUAUAACGCCUACGACUACUUCUAGUACAAGUGAAAGAACAGAAACGACAAACGAGAUAAUUGAUGUGAGUGCUACAAAACGUAUGCCAGAAAGCAAAACGCAAACACCAACAUCUCGGCUUGCAACGGAAGCUGUAAGUAAAGGCCAAAAUUUGAAGAAAAAAUCAUUCGAAAAAAGUAGUAACGAGUUCUAUGAAGCUAAAACUUUAACAACAACCCCAGUAAAGGAGACAACCAUGUCAACAGAAACAACUUCCACACCAACAGAAGCAGCUAAAGGAACGCAUUUUGAAGAAGCAAUAGGAACCACAGAAGACGUCUUGACAACCCAUGAGAAACAUCCACAAGUGGUGGUAGCAGUCACUGAAGGAACAAACGGAACUUCAUCAAUAUUCCACGCUUCAGAUACAUCCAUACAUCCUCACAAAAAUCUCCCAGAAAGAUGGAAAAAUUUGGUGAUGCGACUGAAAACGAAGUUGGAGGAGCUGAAAGCGAAGAAAGGAUUAUUGUCUCCAAAGAAAAUCACUACCACUACUCUUCCCAAUUCUGAGGAAAUGAUGCUGGCUGGUGAAACAUCGAACUCUACUCCUAUUUCUACCGUGGAAGAUACUACAAUAUCAGCGACAGACGCUUCCACUGUUGGCACAUCCUUCAUAUCAGUGAAAGUUCAAGAAUCGAACCCAACGAGAAGUUAUACAACAACACCGACAACAACUGAAUUACGAUCCUCGACGAAUCCUGCACAAGCCGCGAAAUUUCAAGAAACGGCAUCCACGUUAACUGUUCCACCAGCUACAAUGUCAAUUGACGAAACUUCAGUCACAUCAUCCAACUUCGCAGCCGAUGAGACGCCACUGUCAAACCUCUCUCAGGAUCCUAAAGAGCAAAAUUCUGUGAAGGAAUUUAAGUUGGGUAAGGUAACCACGCAGAUCAUCACAACUGCUUCUACUGGAGCGAUAAAGGAUGAGUAUACAAGGACGAAGACAACAGAAGUGUCGCUAACUUCCAACAUUGGGGUAGAAGCAACUACAUCUUCAAAUGAAAUCUCAGAUGUACUCCCUCAAGCUAACAGUUCCACAGCUGAUAGCGGGACUGAGACAACUUCAACCCCAAAAACCACCGUGUCGUUUCAACUCGAUGCAAAUAUAGGAGGAACAAACGAUGCAAAAACAUCUAACACGCAUACUGAAGACGUCUUCACGACAGACACUGUGACCACUAAUUCGGAUUUAGGUGCGAAUGACUCUUCUACAGAGGUUAUACCUGCUCUUGAUGAUAACUUCCCAUUUAAAACAGAAGCCGACGAUGAGUUAAGUUCACAAACAAAAACGUCGGCUUAUACAUACACUUCCUCUGCUCCAGAAAUAACCGUAGCAGUAUAUAACAGUAAGUAUACGACACUAGAAGAUGUUACUGCUACAACGUCAAAUACUGGAGAACCCCAAAAGAUCACGGACCUCACAACGAGUAAUCAGCAUUCUGAUACCACGACAACGGAUUCAGUUAGCAAUGAUGAGGACAAGAAAUCUGUUGGCGGCUUCAUUGUAUCAAAUUCGGCUGCAUCAUCCGAAGAGGCCAUGGAAAGCAAGAACCGAACAACUCUUCAGGAGACACUGAGAGAAGCAGAAAGAAGCAGUCCCCCCACGUCUACUUUCAACGAAACUUCAUUUACGAUUGGACAGCCUCAUCGGGUGAAAACAGAUCUCCUGUCGUCUCUUAUACAGGGCCUCAUUGGAGAUGUAACACAGGCAACGACAACAGCUGUACCCUCGGCUAAUGAACAAUCCAGCACCGCAACGGUUCUGGAGCACACAAUAGCUACAGAACUGGAUUCAAAACGAGCAGAGGAGAAAAUAAUGACUGAAAGUGGCGAUUUCGAAAAACAAAUAAGAGAAGAAAGAAUUCGCUAUGAGCAAGCAAAGCAUCUCCAUGAAGAACAGCGACGAUUUGAGCAGCAGCAGAAAAGCGAUAACGAUAGAGGUCUAAGAGAAGAACUCAAAAGUAGAAGUGAGGAAAUGAAGAAAAGAUUAGAGGAACUCAAGACAGCGGAGCUGAGACGUCAGUUUCUACUUGAAAAGCGACAGAGAGAAGAGGAGGAACGCCUACGCAAAAUUGCGGAGAAACAAGAGGAGGAGAAAUUCGAAGAAAUGACAUCAACCGACCUUUCAACGUCUGAAUCAAUCACAAAGAAGAUAAGAUAUAGGUUGAGGCCUUCGCAGUGCGCAGCAAUCAACAAAUUCACUCGAGUUUUCAAAAUCACUGAUCCAUCAUCAUGGAUCGCGAGAAACUGCCAAUUUGCAAAGAGGUAUUUUCCGCAGGCAUCGUGUCCUCAAAUCCAGUCUUUAAUUGAGUCCUGUUUCGUUUUCUUCUAA